Folsomia candida is the source of this 1258-nucleotide messenger RNA. RefSeq names its product protein PFC0760c. The transcript is spliced from 5 exons. NCBI's taxonomy places the organism in Eukaryota, Metazoa, Arthropoda, Collembola, Entomobryomorpha, Isotomidae. The record is from RefSeq and is a predicted model, not a curated record. The coding region runs from base 273 to 1103 and encodes 276 amino acids.
AUGCCUCCAAUUUCUUUCCGAUCAUCUGGUUUGUGAAAAAAAGUUCAAAACAAAAUGGUUUGGACGUGUGCCAUUUAAUUCUGACCGCCUCUUUUUUCUCCACAAUCAAGAUAAUUGAAAUUGCACAUUAAAUCCUCAUAAUUUAUCGUAGUCAAGAUAAAUUAUAUAAUGUAGGGCAACAUGAAGUUGAAAAAUUACGCGUAAAUCCUCCCUAAAAGCAAGGACGAGGUAAAUAUUUCGACAAGCAAUUAAACAAUCAAUUCUACACCAUCAUGCCUCCAGAAACUCGGCGCCGUCGCCAUUCUUCAUCCCCCGUGUCGACAUCGGCCGACGUUCUAAACAUUUUGGAGUGCUGCAUCUGCCUGGAGACGUGUUCGAUACCAAUUAUUCAAUGUACGAACGGUCACAACGUUUGCGCCGUCCAUGUCGCCGAUCAUUUCGACACAAUGGACUGUUGUCCUACGUGCCGACCCUCCUACUCCCUUGGCAUGGGGAGGAAUCGCCUCGCAGAAAAGCUUAUCGAGGAAAACAGCAAGAAACGAAAACUGAACCCGGAUUUGCCAACGAGGGAUCCUGACUCGAUUUUAGAAACCAUUAAAAAGCACAAUGCUGCUCAAAUGCUGCGUCUUCGUCGUGGGCCCACAUCCACCCCCACUACCAACCACCAGCAGAAUGAUAACAACACUGCGAUCUGGCACGAUGAUGAAGACGCGUGGGAACGUGCAACCCUUGUUGGGGGUCCAGACUAUUGGGGCGACGAUGGCAGGGAUGACGACUGGUAUGGGGCUGGUGACGACGACGACUGGGGCGAUGAUGGCGACGACAACAUCGAAGAAGACGACGUCUUCGGCGACGCCGACGCCGCCAGUGUUGCGUCGACCAAUUACCAGGAUGAAGAUGAUGAGUAUUUUCAUGAUGCAGAGAACGAAGGAGACGCGCCUGCUGAUUUCGAAGGGGAAGGGUCAGAUGAUGACCAAGAAGCCUGGGGUGGCGAAGACUGGUCCCGGUCCGUUGGGGGUGACGAAGAUGAUCAAGUGUGGGAUGAUGCUGAUAAUUGGGUCGCUGGAUAUACUCACUGGGAGAAUGAUUGGGGGGAUGAAUGAGGCAGAGGAAGUUUACAAGUUGUCAACUUUGUAAAUUUUAUAAUACUUAUGAAAUAUUACAUGUAUGUUGAACAUGGAUGUCUAAAUUGUAGCUAAAAAUAUUAUAUCUGGGUCAUUUUAGAUGAGGUCAAAUAAAAUAUAUUAAUUUUUGCGCA